UUCCAGUUUGAGACAAUCCAGCUGAGUCUAAAUGCUUGAAAUUAAAAUGACUUUUAGUUUGUGCAAAUAAAACGUAGCAAAAGCCAACUCCAAACAAUCGUACCUACAAACAAGCAAUGUGGAUUCUGUCCUGCCUGUUCCAACGUGUCAAGUGGGUGACAAAUUCAUCAUCAUCGUUCGAGUGCUGUUAUUGUGUAGUGAAGGAGCCCGGAGAGGAAGACUCGGAAAAUUCCUCUUCCGUUUCCGGACCAACAGGACUAGGAAUAGGAGCACUAGGAGGAGGAGGACCACGUUACGUUCAGUUGGCCAAUAAUCCAGCAGCGGUGGACAGCAGCAUAAAUCAACUUCCGACAGCAUCUGGAACAUCCCAUCCAGCAUCUGCAGGGAUAGAAAGAUCGGACAGCAUCGAGAUGGAUCCCAAUGGACUGCUAAACCUGGCUCGUCUCGGCUAUCACGUUCAAUUUGUGGAGGGGGUUAUUGAUAAUGAAAAGCCUCCGACCGACGCACCACCCCAACCGAAUCCGAAUGUUGGUGGCAGUGGACGAAAGUGA
This is a messenger RNA of Uranotaenia lowii, 551 nucleotides long. RefSeq lists its product as uncharacterized. The record is from RefSeq and is a predicted model, not a curated record. NCBI's taxonomy places the organism in Eukaryota, Metazoa, Arthropoda, Insecta, Diptera, Culicidae. Bases 117 to 551 code for a protein of 144 amino acids. The transcript is spliced from 2 exons.